AAUUCAAUGUACAGCGACGCGUUAGUGGGGAACCUUAUUACCAGCCACAGAGAGAGAGAGACCCAGCAGAGAGAAAUAACACCGGCUAGAGCCGCGUCGGAACCGGACUGGAUAAACAAUUACCGGCUUGAAAGAAGCAGAAGUUAUUUAGCGUCAUAAACCCGUGGAUGCUGGGAUGAAGACACCAGAGAUGGGUUGUAUAUACUGGGAAUAAAAGUCUUGCAUCAGCGCGAAAGGAGGAUUUCAACGAAGUCAGCGGAGUAAAUAAAAAAAAACCCAUUUGAUUCAAGGAGAAGGAAACCUGACUGCAAGUUAUGUCGUCGGAAAAACACGCUCUCGAUGACUCCGGCCGUCAGACCAUGCAACCACCUCCGUACCUCCCUGGGCCUCAAGACCCCAAUGUCCCCCAGCACCCCAACAUGCCGCCUGCACCUCCAGGCUCCCAGCCAAACUACCCACCUCCGCCUCCGCCUCCAGGCUCAGAGGGCUACCUCCAAGAGACCCAGUUCCACUGUGGCCCGCUGGGACCACCCGGUGCUCCACAGGGCUAUACAGUCCAGACCCAGGGCCCGGGAGGCACCAUGCCUCAUCCCCCUGUAGGGUACCUCCACCCGGGCUACCCCCUCCAGCUGCAGCCCUGCACGGCUUACGUACCCGUCUACCCCAUGGCAUCGGGUCAGCCCUACAUGCCAGGCGGAGCGGGCCACCCAGGGAUCCCACCCGGCCAGAUUCAUCCCAUGCAGAUGCCCCCAAGCAUCACCCUCAUGGACCGCCGACCCCCCCACGACUACCUGCCCAUCGCCGUGCUCACCACCGUCUGCUGCUUCUGGCCCACAGGCAUCAUCGCCAUCAUCAAAGCAGUGCAGGUGCGCACGGCGAUAGCCAGAGGAGACAUGGUGACGGCGGAGAUAGCGUCCCGCGAGGCCCGCAACUUCUCCUUCAUCAGCCUGGCCGUCGGCAUCGCCUCCAUUGUGCUGUGCACCAUCCUCACCGUGGUCGUGAUCAUCGCCUCGCAGCACCAUGACGACGACUGGGAGCCGUAACCACGCGUAAAGUCAGACCAGACACAGGGGGAAUCAUGGAAUAUAUUAGCUAGCUAACUACUCUCAACCGGGUGGAGACAUAGGAGCACUGAAAAUGCACUCACUGCUACACUAAGGGUCUGACCGCCAGGCCCCCGUGUACAGUCAAACACACAGCCCCGACCUAACCUACUGGCAUCAAACACUCACCGACGACCAAAAAACAACCAAUCACAGCCGACCUUCAGAAUGCCAAAUACAAGUAGUGUUGGUAUUACAACAACUGUUUAUUAUUUCCAUUCAGAUACAAGCUUAGCAGGGGAGGCAAGGCUCCCAGCAUUAACAAUUAACUCCGACACUGAUUAAUUCAUGAGCCCUUUGCAAAUGUAGUUAGAGCAGAGACUAAAUCUAAAUGGAGCUGAAAUUAGAGGCACCACGCUCAAAAAAGGUAUUAUUUAUUUAUUUUUUAUAUUUAUGAUAGUGACUUACGCACAUAUUAGUCAGACAAGUAAAAGUAUUUCUGUGUAUUUCUCUAUCAAAAUAACGUGCUAUGUCGAAACAGUGUUUUCCUAUUGAUUAAAUGGAAUAGGGUUAUUACUGAUACACUUACGUAACAGACUGCCAAACUGAUGUAGAGUACAGUAGUGUUAGAGCGGGUGAUCAAUAUGUAUUCAACAACCAAAUGGAGAGUGGACUGACAAAGUGACUGUCUAACCAAACAUGGAGUAUUUAUUUGAGAUUGGUCGGAACUGUUUCUACGUUAUAUUGUAUUGACAUUUUAGUUAAGAUAAAAUAGCACUGGCUGUCAUACUUUAUGUAUUAUACUUUUGGGUUUAUUUAUUUAAGAUAUUUAUUAAUUUAUUGGGUAUCUACCACUGCACAGUCCUUGUCUUACAUUAUUUACAGUGUAUCACUAGCUUGCAGCUACCUGACACUUUGAAAUUGGCUUAAAUUUGAUAUCUUAUUGGAUGAUAUAUUGCACUUUCUAGUAACAAAAUGGCACAGCAGCUUACAUUUAUAGUCCUUAGUGCAUGAUGAAUAUCAGUUUGUUUUGAAGCUGAUGGGCUUUAGUGCUAAAAUAGCUUGUCUCCCAGAAGUGGCUGGAAUAACAGUAUUUCCUAAAAAUUUCAUAUUUCUAGAAACGUGGUAUUUUUAAAAAAAAGAUUUUGUCGGUGUAAGUGAAAUGAGCUACUUGUCGUAGCCAGAAAAACGAGACCGUUUAGAAUUAUUAUUAUUAUUAGCGCUAUAUUUGAAUUUAGAAUUUGAAUAGGUUUGCAGGUAACGUUUUCACAAGUACUUUAGGAUUUUACUGGCCUAUUUUGUGUUGCACAUUUCACACUAUUUAAUCUCUCACACUGUAUAUGAAAAUAACUACUUUGAAAGGAUUUGGUGCAAUGUUGGUGCCUGCUUAGAUGGGACCUGCUUGUGACUUGAGCCCGCCAUCCUCACCUUCCAUUUGUCUUAAAUACUGAUGCUAGUUGUGAGGCUGCGAGCUUAUUUCACUAAUUUUCUCCAAGGAAUUAGAGCCCCCCCCUCCUAUAUAUGGCUUUUCUAAUGUAGCGCAGCACUGAGUGGCAGGUACACUGCUGUUUGCAAGAGCCAAAAAUGGCUGUAAUGUAACACUAUCAACCAAUUGAGCAGGAAUUACAGUGGAACUGAAAAUGAAUGUUUUCCAGUAAGAGAGACACAGAGAGAGAGAGCGAGAGGGAGGGGAAAAAAACAAUGCCUGUACCAUAUUGUAGCACUUUCCUCUGUUUGAAUUCUUUCUUCUCUGAACCCCUUAUAUCUUUUUUUGUUGUUGUUUAUUUUUCAUCCUCUUGACACUUUUUCUUUCAGGUUAUUGGACCUAAACAAUGACAUAUCUCUUCUGCUUCUUCCUUUCCUGUUUAUUCCUAUAAUUUAAAAAAGACCUAUAGAGAGAUAUUAUAAUUUCUUUAUUAUUGUUAUUAUUAUUAUUAUUAUUAUUAUUAUUAUUGUUAUUAUUAUUAUUCUACCAAGUGGCAAUUACUUUGCAUUUGAUUAUCACUGAUGUCUAAUAAGUGCAUUUGACAGAUUUUGUCUUUAUUUUGAUAGCUAAUCUUGAUGUGUUGGAGAGAGUGAAUUAAGCACAGUUACCCUCCGUGCUGUUUCUCACCUUUGUACAAAAAAAAAAAAAGGAAGUUAUUCAGGAAGUGGGUGUGCGUAUUACUCAGUAAAGUCACUCCUAGCAUAUCUAGUUUAGACAGCGCUAGGCUGAAUCUCGUGCUUUAUUGCCAAAUAGUUAUUUUGUUUUUGUUAUUUUUUUUUCCUGUGGUGUACGACACACGAUAUUGGCUGAGCGACAUGAACUGUAGCUGUUCACUAUACAGUUGGGAGAUUCUGUACCUCGUUUAUUUGUUUAUUUAUUCAUUUAUUUAUUUUGUUGAGCUUUGUAAAUGCAACGGGUUGCUUGUUUCAAAGAGGCGGCUGACAAAUUACCUGUGUACAUGUGCUUCUCUUGGGGUUUGUUAUUAUGUUUAUGGAUGUGUUGCACAUGCAUUGGUUGCUUCUGACUUCAGUUUGAAUAAUGAAUAAAGAAUAAUUUUUGGUUGUGAACGA
This is a messenger RNA of Myripristis murdjan (pinecone soldierfish), 3599 nucleotides long. It is a transcript of the gene prrt1, whose product is annotated as proline-rich transmembrane protein 1. Lineage: Eukaryota; Metazoa; Chordata; Actinopteri; Holocentriformes; Holocentridae. The transcript is spliced from 4 exons. The record is from RefSeq and is a predicted model, not a curated record. Gene Ontology annotation, cellular component: membrane. Bases 315 to 1043 code for a protein of 242 amino acids.